Molecule: messenger RNA, 750 nt
Organism: Iphiclides podalirius (scarce swallowtail)
Lineage: Eukaryota; Metazoa; Arthropoda; Insecta; Lepidoptera; Papilionidae
Source: the annotation of a GenBank genome assembly
AUGGCUUUAAAAAGUGAAUUUGAUAGCUUGGACGAAGAAGUGAAAGAACUUUUGUUAAAUUACAAAUUUAAGAAGGCCACCAGUUACGAACCGUGUACUAUUAAAAACUUCAAAGAAUGUUUAAUUGGAAUAAAUGAGGAGUUUGGUCUUCAGAACAUCAUUUACACGUUCAAUCCGCACUUAGACGUUGAAAACGAUACCUUAACCCCGGAAGCUUUAGUAAAACUUAUUAACGCCAUAUGGAUAUUGCUGCAUAAUUAUAAGAGUAAAACUGAAAAAGUUGAUAGAUUAGAAGAGCGUAAUCACAUUCUUGAAAGUAAUAACAAUCAGCUGAACGGUGUAGUGAGUAAAUUAAAAGAAAAAAUUACGUUGGAGAAAAACGAAUCAAAAGCUUGUGUAGCUUCAGCGCAAAGAGUAUCUGACCAGUCAAGUGAAAUACACCAAAAGUUUGUGGAAAUCCGCUCAAAACUAACGCAGAUUACUAAACAGAAAGAGACAACUGAAAGGGCUUUGCAAAACAAACUUUCGAAACUGCAGUUGGAAAAUAAUAAAUUGACUGAUAAAUUAAGGAACAAAUCUGACUCUCAUGCCCCAUGUUCAGAAAUAUGUGACUCUACAAUCAAUCAAAUAAGGGAACGAGAGAAAAAUCAAAGAAAAAUCAUAACAAAACUUCAAAAUAGUAAUCAAGCCCUAAUACAUGAAAUAAUGGCUUUAAAAGAAGUUUUAUUGUUGGAGGGACUUAAAGAUAUC